Molecule: messenger RNA, 2973 nt
Organism: Leptopilina heterotoma
Lineage: Eukaryota; Metazoa; Arthropoda; Insecta; Hymenoptera; Figitidae
Product: kinesin heavy chain-like
Exons: 15
Coding region: 1-2973 (990 amino acids)
Biological process (GO): microtubule-based movement
Cellular component (GO): microtubule; kinesin complex
Molecular function (GO): ATP binding; microtubule motor activity; microtubule binding
Source: RefSeq, a predicted model, not a curated record
AUGGUUAAAAAUGACAUUAAAGUUUACGCUCGCCUUAAGCCUGAGUGGUUUCAAAAAAACAUCACUAAUCAUGAAGUCUAUCAUCGACCGAAAGGACGUAAGGAUGAGGAUUUUUUAAUUUUAACCUCCCCACAGAGAAUUUGCAAUGAAUAUAUUGAUAAUCGACCCGAAUCUUGGAAUUUUUCAUUUUAUAAACUUUUUGAAGAAACCACGAAGCAAGAAGUUAUUUUUGACGAAGUUGCCAAACCAGUGGUUCAUAGUGUUCUUGAUGGUUACAAUGGAACGAUUUUUGCCUAUGGUCAGACCGGAAGUGGAAAGACUUACACGAUUACUGGCGAGCAUAAUAAUUACGAUUUGAGAGGAAUAUUGCCCCGGACUUUGCAGUAUUUAUUCAGUCAAGUUAAGAAGCAAACAGAAAAUCUCUAUUCCAUUGAAAUCUCUUAUCUGGAAAUUUACAAUGAAAAUGGUUACGAUUUACUUAAUAGAAAACAAGAAUGGAGUUUAGCAACAAAAAUAGAAGAUUUGCCGAGAGUUACCAUUCAGGAAGACGAGACGGGUACAUUGCACUUAAAGAACUUGAGCUUCUGGCCAGUCACAAAUGAAAAGGAUGCGCUUGAUUUACUCUUCAUUGGAGAUACAAACCGCGUUGUUUCGGAGACACCAAUGAAUCCAAUGUCAUCCAGAUCCCAUUGUAUAUUCACAAUUAUCGUAUCAAUGAAGAAAAUAGGUUCGAAUCGCUGCAGCAGAGCCAAAAUGCAUCUAGUGGAUCUCGCAGGAUCUGAGCGUGUGUACAAAUGCGCUAUUACGGGAACUAUUUUAACCGAGGCGAAGCACAUUAAUUUGAGUCUGCAUUACCUGGAGCAAGUCAUAGUUUGCCUGGGUCAACAGAAUGCGAAUCACAUUCCCUACAGAAAUUCUUUACUCACUGCCAUUCUUAGGGACAGUCUCGGCGGAAAUUGUCUGACAACCAUGUUAGCUACACUCAGUCUCUCAAUACACAACUUGGAGGAAACAGUAUCAACUUGUAGAUUUGCGCAGAGAGUUGCUCUCGUCGAAAAUGAUGUAAAUUUAUCCAUGCAACAUGAUGUUAAUAGUGAAAAUACUCUCUUGAAAAUGGAAAAUUUACAGUUGAAAAAACAAAUUGAGAUACUUAAAAAUCAAUUGACCCCUCGAGAAUUGAAUGCAGAAGAUAAAGAAUAUUUAGAUAAAUCCUUGGAAGAGUUUCUUGAAAACGAUGGAAAUUUUAAGUACACAAAUGAUCCUCAAAAAUUGCAAUACUGUCUUGAAAUUUUAAAAGGGAAAUUUGAAUUACAUAAUUUCGAAAAUGGCACCAAAACGAUUUGUUCACAGAGUUCGGAAUACUAUAAGAAUUUAAUUCUCCAAAGAGACAAAGAAAUCUCUUUGUUAAUUAACAUGCUAAAAAAGGAAAAGAAAAAAUUUUCAAGACAAAAAUUGCCAAAAGAUAUAUUUCAAGGAACUUCAGUUGUGACUAAUAAUAACUUCGAGCCAAAACAAAUAAGUGAGGAAAUGCCAAAUUUUGAAAAUAAUCUAAUAACAUUAACUCCACAAGAUGUGCGACAAUUAAAAAAUCUAAUUUCCAUGUAUAAUGGUCACAUUUUAAGUUAUCACCAGUCAUUGGUUAGUGAUAAACAUAAAGCUAAAGUAUCGUCUGAACAAGAUUUUGCCUCUAGGGGAAAAUUCGUUAACAAUAAACGAGAAAAUCUAUUUCAAAAUGUAGAUUCCAUUGGAAAAACUGUUUUGGAAAACAAAUUGAAAACUCCUGAAAAUUGUGACACUUUGAAUAUUGAUCCAUCAUUAAUUAAAUCGAAUUAUAAUACUAAUAGUAAUAAUAGUAGAUCGUUGGAGAAAAUAAAUUCACCAAGAACUGAACAAUUAUCGGUUUCAACUCAGGGAACUUGUGGUAAUUCGGAAAACAGUAGGUCGGUUAAAAAUAAUCGUCGACCUGAAUUGACGACGCUAAAUUUAUAUCAGAUUGUAAAGGAAGAUCUUCGAAAUGAUGAGAUAAAUUGUGGAAAAUUGAAGAAACGUGGUUCGAAACGUUCUUUUAGAGAGGAGAAAAAGAAAUCGAAAAGUUCGAGUAAAUUUAGUUUAGUAUCGAAAUCUUCAUCGAAGGAAUCAAUUUUUGUUGAAAGCAAAAAUUUGGAUUUGGAGACUUUAGUCAAUAGUCAGGAUGCUGCAGGAGGGAAAAAUUGUAUGGUGGCAAAUGAUAAUACUCUUGGGAGAGUAAUUCAAGGAGGUGGUGAUGCUGAAACAAUUAUGAGUAGAUCAAAAGAUUUCAUCAGUCUGGAAAAUGGAGAGUCAUUGCAAAAUCAUAUUGACGUCGCAAAAGAUCAAAGUCUUGGAUCUUCUCGCAAACUUGAAAGUUCACAAUUCACAUCAAGUGUGAAAAGUGAAGCUCAUUCUGCGAACGUUACCAGAUUAUUGGAACUUUCAAAAAAACCAAUUUGCAUAAACAACUCCGCAUGUCAUUCGCCCAGUAACUCAAACAUUGAGUUUCUAAAUUCUUCAAAAAGGGAAAUUUCAUCUUCCUCUUCAUCUUCAUCUUCUUUUUCAUCGCCGCCUUCUUGUUCUACAGAAAAAAAUUCCACUGAUUUAAUGCACAAAUUCCAGGCAAACAUUAUUGACUCGAGAAUUCCUCUGAAAUCGUUUAAUUCACCACGACAAAAAGUAUCGUCUUUCAUUUCACUUGACAAUGGAAAUGCAAUAAAUAUCGAACGCUCGGCAAAAGAAUUAGAGGAGAAAUUAUUAGCGAAAAAUGAUGAUAAUUUAGAGGAAGAAUUAAUUAAGUUGACGGAAAACUUUUCUUCGUUGAGUAAUAGAAGUUGUUUUUAUGCUGAAGAAAAAGAGGAAGUUUUUGAUUUUGACAAAUCUUUACCACUUAGUGGUGAUCCUGAUAUUGAUGAAGAAAUAAUUGCAUUUUAUAAAGCUAAACGUACAGGUGAAAAUUACUAG